AUGAGUGAAGAAGGUCCUCAAGUUAAAAUAAGAGAAGCCAGUAAAGAUAAUGUCGACUUUAUACUAUCCAAUGUGGAUUUGGCAAUGGCCAAUUCUCUCCGUAGAGUUAUGAUAGCAGAGAUUCCUACCUUAGCCAUUGAUUCGGUUGAAGUAGAAACGAAUACCACGGUUCUGGCCGAUGAAUUUAUUGCACACAGACUAGGUUUAAUACCUCUACAAAGUAUGGAUAUCGAACAACUGGAAUACAGUCGUGAUUGUUUUUGUGAGGACCACUGUGACAAAUGUUCGGUGGUGUUAACAUUGCAAGCAUUCGGUGAAAGCGAAAGUACUACAAACGUCUACAGCAAGGACUUGGUCAUUGUAUCCAACCUGAUGGGACGUAAUAUUGGACAUCCUAUUAUACAGGAUAAAGAAGGUAACGGUGUUCUUAUUUGUAAAUUGAGGAAGGGCCAAGAAUUGAAACUGACAUGCGUUGCAAAAAAGGGUAUAGCCAAAGAGCACGCCAAAUGGGGUCCAGCAGCGGCUAUAGAGUUCGAAUAUGAUCCUUGGAAUAAACUCAAACAUACUGAUUAUUGGUAUGAACAGGAUUCUGCCAAAGAAUGGCCUCAGUCUAAAAACUGCGAAUACGAAGAUCCCCCAAAUGAAGGUGACCCCUUUGACUAUAAAGCUCAAGCAGAUACAUUUUACAUGAACGUAGAAUCCGUAGGGUCCAUUCCCGUUGAUCAAGUUGUCGUCAGAGGUAUCGAUACAUUACAGAAAAAGGUUGCUUCAAUAUUGUUGGCUCUGACACAGAUGGAUCAAGACAAAGUUAAUUUUGCAUCGGGUGAUAACAACGCCGCUUCGAAUAUGCUGGGAACCAACGAAGACGUAAUGAUGACGGGCGCUGAGCAAGAUCCUUACUCCAAUGCAUCUCAAAUGGGGAAUACUGGUUCAGGUGGAUAUGAUAAUGCUUGGUAA
Saccharomyces paradoxus is the source of this 957-nucleotide messenger RNA. It is a transcript of the gene RPB3, whose product is annotated as DNA-directed RNA polymerase II core subunit RPB3. The transcript has a single exon. The record is from RefSeq and is a predicted model, not a curated record. Gene Ontology annotation, cellular component: RNA polymerase II, core complex. NCBI's taxonomy places the organism in Eukaryota, Fungi, Ascomycota, Saccharomycetes, Saccharomycetales, Saccharomycetaceae. Gene Ontology annotation, biological process: DNA-templated transcription. Gene Ontology annotation, molecular function: DNA-directed RNA polymerase activity; protein dimerization activity; DNA binding. Bases 1 to 957 code for a protein of 318 amino acids.